Molecule: messenger RNA, 2222 nt
Organism: Candoia aspera
Lineage: Eukaryota; Metazoa; Chordata; Lepidosauria; Squamata; Candoiidae
Gene: FUCA1
Product: alpha-L-fucosidase 1
Exons: 8
Coding region: 29-1429 (466 amino acids)
Biological process (GO): fucose metabolic process; glycoside catabolic process
Cellular component (GO): lysosome
Molecular function (GO): alpha-L-fucosidase activity
Source: RefSeq, a predicted model, not a curated record
GCGCGGACGUGAGCGCGAGGGCGACGCGAUGGCCGCCGAGCGGCUGCAUUCGGGGGCCGGGGCGUUGCUGCUGCUGCUGCUGCUGCUGCUGCUGCUUUGCGGCGGGGCCGUUCCGCGGAGCCCGGCGCGGCCGCGCUUCUCGCCCGACUGGGCCAGCCUGGACGCGCGGCCGCUGCCGGGCUGGUUCGACGCCGCCAAGGUCGGGGUCUUCGUGCACUGGGGGGUCUUCUCGGUGCCGGCCUGGGGCUCCGAGUGGUUCUGGUGGCACUGGAAGGGCGAGCGCCUGCCCGACUACGAGCGCUUCGUCCGCGCGCGCUUCCCGCCGGGCGCGUCCUACGCCGACUUCGCCGCGCGCUUCACCGCCGACGACUUCCAGCCGGAGCAGUGGGCGCAGCUCUUCCAGGACGCCGGUGCCAGAUAUGUGGUGUUUACCACUAAGCAUCAUGAGGGCUUCACCAACUGGGGGUCCAAAACAUCCUGGAACUGGAAUUCAGUGGAUACCGGCCCCCACCGUGACUUGGUUGGUGAACUAGGAGAUGCUGUCCGAAAAAGAAACAUAUCCUAUGGACUGUAUCAUUCCCUUUUUGAAUGGUUUCAUCCAUUGUAUUUACUGGACAAAAACAAUAGCUUCAAGAGCCAGUUUUUCGUCUCUGAGAAGACUCUUCCAGAGCUUUAUGAACUUGUUCUAAGGUACAAGCCGGAUCUUAUUUGGUCGGAUGGUGAUUGGGAAGCUCCAGAUACUUACUGGAACUCAACGUCUUUCCUUGCCUGGCUGUACAACGAUAGCCCAGUAAAGGAUACUGUGGUGGUGAACGAUCGGUGGGGCUUCAACUGUUCCUGCCACCAUGGGGGCUACUACAAUUGCCAGGAUAAAUUCAAGCCUGGCACUCUGCCAGACCACAAGUGGGAGAUGUGCAGCUCUAUUGACACCAGAUCGUGGGGGUAUCGCAGCAACAUGCAAUUUUAUGAGCUCAUGGAUGACUUCAGCAUUAUUCGGGAACUUGUGAGUACUGUCAGCUAUGGAGGAAAUUACCUUCUCAACGUGGGGCCAACGAAAGAAGGGACGAUUGUUCCAAUUUUCCAAGAGAGGCUCUUGGCACUUGGGACGUGGCUGAAGAUUAACGGGGAGGCCAUUUAUGAAUCAAAGCCAUGGCGGACACAGAAGGAGAAUUGCAGUGCCGAGAUAUGGUACACUUCGAAGGGGCCUGCAGUCUAUGCUAUUUUCUUGGUUUGGCCAGAAGAUGGUGCAUUGACUCUUUCCUCACCUGUUCCGUCUGCAAGCACUCAAGCCAGUAUGUUGGGAUUCUCUAAGCCUUUGAAGUGGCAGUCAUCACCACAAAAAAAAUUGCAAGUCUUUUUGCCCACAGAAAAUCAUUGGCUUCUCCCAGUCCAGCACGGCUGGGCUAUUAAGCUACUUGGAGUAUCGUGAUGGGAAGUUUGGAAACAAAUCGCACAGUGUCUGUCCUUUUUAUCUCAUGCUUAAAGCUGGUGCUGAAACAGCAGUAGUUACCAGCCUGAAAAGAUCUGGAAGAAGAUGCACAUAAAGAAUGCAAGCUGCAGGUUGGUAAAUCUAAGCAUUUGCAUGCUGGCCGUCCCUGUGCAUUACAGUUUUCAAAGGGAUGGCUGUAAAUUGGACAUCCAACUUGAGUUAAACUUGAUAUAAUACACAAAUCCAAAAUUGUGCUGCAAUAUGUUGAAACGUCACUUUCGUGGGGAGAAAAACGGUCUCACGGAAAUUACAUUUUUUGGCACAAAACUACCCUUGGCUGUGGAAGAGGCCUCCAUUGCCUUUUUUCCAGGAACUGGCUUUGAAAUGCAAAUCUGCUUAGCUCAGGCCUGGAUGAAAAAAAUACCCUGGGGUUGCUUCAGUUGGUGACCUCAAAAGCCUCCAGAGAAGUUCUGGUUGAGGCAAAACGGAGAAACCUUGAAGCUACGCUUAAAAAUAAGCCAGGUCCGAGGGACAAGGGAACACGGCAUGAUCCAGGAUCGCUAAUGACAAACCACAAAUAAUAGAUCCCAUUAUGGGGCAAUAGAGAAUUAUAUGCCAGGUGUAGUGAAAUGGUGAAAUGACUUGAGGGGAAGAAAAACAAUGUCAUUCUUGGAAAGCAGAGCAAUUAUGACAUGCAAAUAUGUUUUCAGGUUUUCAGCAUUGGGCAAGGCAAAGGCCUGUCCUGGAAUAGGAUCUAAGACUACGUUAGUUUUCAUGAAAGUUGCAUUUAAAA